CUUUUUAAGGUGAAUUCUAAACAUAAUUUUUGCUUAAAUAUCUUUAUCAACGCUAAAGCACAUAAAUUAUCACGAAAUGCAGAUAAUGUUUCUUUUAUCUAUCAAACAUUCGAUUUUAUCUAUAAAAUGAAUAAAAUGCAUGUAACAAAAACGUGAUACGUAUUCGUGACAUAUUCUAAACUUCACAUAGUACUUGGUGGAAACUCUUGAAUCCAUUACAGUUAAAGCAAGAAGAAUUCAUACAUCACGAUGGUUGCCUUAGCAGGUGUUCUAACCACGGAAGUUUUGGAUCAGCUACGUGCAAAAUUCUUUGAAGAUAAUCGCAACAUUUUGGCACAAAAUGUAUGCACAAGAACCAAUCCUUUGGAAGCUUGUGUUUCACGAAAGGUUUUGCAAGAAACACAGCAUGUUUUUACUCAUAAAAUUGCAACAGAAGGAAAACCUAUAACAAAUCAAAAGAAUUCUGGCAGGUGUUGGGUAUUUUCCGCUUUAAAUGUUAUGAGAAGUGCCUUUAUGAAGCAAUACAACUUGGAUGAGUUUGAGUUUAGUCAAGCUUAUUUGUUCUUCUGGGAUAAAGUUGAAAGAUGCAAUUACUUCUUACAUAAUAUAAUAAAAACCGCUAAACGAAAUGAACUGGUAGAUGGUCGAUUAGUGUCAUUUUUAUUACAUGAUCCUAUUUGUGACGGAGGACAAUGGGACAUGUUUGUGAAUCUUAUAAAUAGACAUGGUCUUAUUCCUAAAAUUUGUUUCCCAGAAUCAUACAAUUGCGAAUCUAGUUCACGCAUGAAUACUCUUUUAAAAAGUAAAUUGAGAGAAUAUUCCAAGAUUUUGAGAGAUUUAGUAUCCAAUGGGGCAACAGACGAAGAAUUAGAAGCUCGGAUUCUAGAACAAAUGAUCGUAAUUUACCGAAUAAUUGGUAUUUGUUUAGGCAUACCAUCGAAAACAAUCACUUGGGAAUAUUAUGAUAAGUCAAAGAAUUAUAAUUGUAUUGGACCUAUAACACCAGUAGAAUUUUAUGAAAAACAUGUGAAACCCUAUUAUAAUGUAGAUGAUAAAGUAUGUUUAGUAACAGAUCCUAGGCCAUCUAAUCCAUAUGGAAAGCUUUACACCAUAGACUGUUUAGGAAAUGUUUUGGGAGGAAGACCUACACUGUAUAAUAAUCAACCACCCGAGUUAUUAAUGAAAUUAUGUGCAGAAAGUAUAAAGCAAAAUGAACCAGUGUGGUUUGGAUGUGACGUGAACAAACGAUUAAUAGCUAAACAAGGAAUACAAGACAUGAGAGCAUACGAUUUUGAAUUAAUGUUUGGAACUGAUAUUCAAGUUAAUCUUACGAAAGCAGACAGAUUACUUUAUGGAGAUUCUAUGAUGGUUCAUGCAAUGACACUUACAGCUGUUUCGAUUGAUAAUGACGGUAAAAUUAAACAGUUUCGAGUAGAGAAUUCUUGGGGAGAUGAUCAAGGACAGAAAGGAUAUUUAUUACUAACAGCUGAUUGGUUUUCCGAAUUUGUUUUUGAAGCAGUUAUUGACAAAAAAUUAGUACCUGCAGACGUUUUAAAUGUAUUUAAACAAGAAGCUAUUACUCUACCCGCAUGGGAUCCUAUGGGUACACUUGCUCACUGAUAAUAAUGUAAGCUUAAAAUUACUUGAAGAUGAAAUAUUUUAGUUAACGAAAAUGUAUAUAUAACAAAAGAUUAAAUAUCAAAUAAAGUUUUAAGCACAUUGGUACAGCAAAGUACAAUAAAUUAAGACUUUAACACUUUUAUAGUUCAUUAAAAAUAACUAAGGAAUAAUUUUAGAAAAUUAAAAUACGAUAUUUCAAUUAUUUAACACCUACUCAGGUGCAAAAUAAUAUAUAUUGCUAUGAUUAAUAAAAUAUUAAAACUGUAUAUUUAACAUAGUUCCUAAAAUUUAAGAUGAUUACAUAUAUAAUUUUGUUUGGAAACAUUUACUUACAAAGCAAUUAUUUUUCUUUUUUUUCUUUUAUAUUUUGAAUAUUAGAUAUUAUAAAUUAUGCGUGAUUUAAAUACACAAAGAAACCAAAUGAAAUUAGAGAUAUGUUUUAAAUAGAUAUGCGUUUUCAUUUAGAACGCAUAAUGUUUUAUUUAGAAAGCUUCAAGAAUAUAGUAAUUGAGUUUACAUUAUAUCUCUAUUUUAGAUGGUUACAAAUUGAAAAAAAAAAACUUGUAUGAAGAUAGAAAAAAUAAUUGUAUGAAGAUUAAUAAAAAUGUUGAAAAUAUAUA
Heterotrigona itama is the source of this 2240-nucleotide messenger RNA. Lineage: Eukaryota; Metazoa; Arthropoda; Insecta; Hymenoptera; Apidae. The record is from the annotation of a GenBank genome assembly.